AUGUCAACAAUACCGCCCUCUGCGCAGCAGUCCGCCUAUCCACCCACCAUACCGCUUGAUUUCAACUCGAAGCAGCCAGACAAGGUCACACUGUACCCUUUAUCAAACUAUACUUUCGGUGUCAAGGAGACGCAGCCUGAAGAAGACCCCUCUGUAAUUGCAAGACUCAAGCGCCUGGAGGAGCAUUUUUCUGAGCAUGGCAUGCGUCGUACAUGUGAGGGCAUCCUCGUGUGCCACGAGCACAACCACCCGCAUAUUUUGAUGCUUCAGAUCGCAAACGCCUUUUUCAAGCUCCCUGGAGACUAUCUGCGGCCCGAAGACGACGAGGAAGCAGGCUUCAAGGCUAGAUUAGACGAAAGAUUGGCCCCUGUGGGCCGGAUAGGUGAAGGCGAAGAAGCUGGGGACUGGGAAGUUGGUGACUGCCUCGCGCAAUGGUGGCGACCAAACUUCGAGACCUUCAUGUAUCCCUUUGUUCCCGCCCAUGUCACACGGCCAAAGGAAUGCAAGAAACUCUAUUUCAUUCACUUGCCCAAAACAAAAGUGUUGAGCGUACCAAAGAAUAUGAAGCUCCUUGCAGUACCUCUUUUCGAGCUCUACGACAACACUGCUCGAUAUGGACCACAGCUCUCAGCAAUUCCGCAUCUUCUCAGCCGCUACAAUUUUGAGUUUGUUGACGAAGAUGGCAAUGUUGUGGCCAUGACACCUGGUGCUGGUCCCCCCGAGGGCUAUGUACCCAAGACAAAAGUUUUGGCUGGCGAAGACAUGGAAAUGAAGGAAGAAAAUGGUACAAUUUAG
Messenger RNA from Metarhizium brunneum ARSEF 3297, 795 nucleotides. It is a transcript of the gene NUDT21, whose product is annotated as Cleavage and polyadenylation specificity factor subunit 5. Gene Ontology annotation, molecular function: mRNA 3'-UTR AU-rich region binding. The record is from RefSeq and is a predicted model, not a curated record. Gene Ontology annotation, cellular component: mRNA cleavage factor complex. Lineage: Eukaryota; Fungi; Ascomycota; Sordariomycetes; Hypocreales; Clavicipitaceae.